AUGUGGCACAUGGAGAUCAAGCACUUCUGUCCCAGGACGCCUGUCAUCCUGGUGGGCUGUCAGCUGGACCUGCGCUAUGCUGACCUGGAGGCUGUGAACCGGGCCAGGAGGCCACUCGCCAGGUAUAGAGUAGAAUCAGCAUUACAUCAUCAUGUGGCUGCUUUUCAUUGACUAGAUCUAUACAUGUUUGUGUUAGUAGUUACUGUACAUAGUUUCAACUGACAUUUUAUUCUAUGAAUCAAACCUAGGUUGACAUACUUUUCAAUAAAUAAUGACUUUGUAUUCUUGUGUAUUGAGAAUAGCUCUUAUUUCGUCCCCACCAGGCCUAUAAAGCCCGGAGACAUCCUUCCUCCAGAGAGUGGCCGGGAGGUGGCUAAGGAGCUGGGCAUCUCCUACUAUGAGACCAGUGUGUUCGACCAGUUUGGCAUCAAGGACGUCUUCGACAACGCCAUUCGAGCCGCGCUCAUCUCCCGCCGACACCUGCAGUUCUGGAAAUCCCACCUCCGGAAGGUCCAGAAGCCCCUCCUACAGGCGCCCUUCCUGCCGCCCAAAGCACCGCCCCCUCUCAUCAAGAUUCCAGAGUGUGUCAUCAACAACAGGGAGGGUCCUGGCCUCCUAUUGGACAGUCCUCUGUGUGCUGAUGUCAUGUUCAUCCUUCAGGACCACAUCCACGUCUUCGCCCACAGGAUCUACCUCUCCACCUCCUCCUCCAAGUUUUACGACCUGUUCCAGGUAGUGUCUUUGUCUGGUUCCUCUCUAGGUUUCUUCGUAGGUUCCUGCCUUUCUAGGGGUUUUCCCCCUAGCCACUUUGCUUCUGCCUCUGCAUUGCUGGCUCUCUGGGGUUUUAGGCUGGUAUCUGAAGAGCACUUUGUGACAUCUGUUGAUGUUGUUUUUACAUAAAAAAAACGUUCUAAAUGUGAUUUUGAUUUUUCCAGAUGGACUUCAGUGACGAGUCCCAGUGCCUGGUGGUGACGGAGCGGCAUGCCCGGGACUGUCUCCUCAGGACCCUGAGUCUGGACACAGAGGAGGACGUGGCUGUGCUCCCAAACCUCUCCCCCUGCUCCCUCCGGGCCUCUAAGAGCGACGGCACCCUGAAGAUGAUGAGCUUCUCUGGGAAGCACCGGCGCACCAAGCUGUCCUUGGCCUCCUGGAGCAAGGCCUUCUACAGCAUCCACAAGGAGAACGUGACCAACCCUGUGACGGGCUCCCCGGCCCACAUGACGGUGGUGAAGAUGGACUACUCCAUCCAGCUGGGUCCGUUCAGCGCCGUGUUGAGGUUCCUCUACACUGGGGAGCUGGAUGAAGAGGAGCAGGAUCUGAUGAAGAUCGCCCAGAUAGCGGAGGUCCUGGAGGUGUUUGACCUGAGGAUGAUGGUGGAAAACAUCAUGAACCGUGAGGGCUUCAUGAACCAGGAGAUCACCAAGGCCUUCCACGUCAGGAAAGCCAACCGCAUCAAGGAGUGUCUCAACAAGAACACCUUCACAGGUAAACCAUGCUUUAACGCCUCACAGGUAAACCAUGCUUUAAACCUUCACAGGUAAACCAUGCUUUAAACCUUCACAGGUAAACCAUGCUUUAGCGCCUUCACAGGUAAACCAUGCUUUAGGUCCUUCACAGGUAAACCAUGCUUUAACGCCUUCACAGGUAAACCAUGCUUUACACCUUCACAGGUAAACCAUGCUUUACACCUUCACAGGUAAACCAUGCUUUACACCUUCACAGGUAAACCAUGCUUUAACGCCUUCACAGGUAAACCAUGCUUUAACGCCUUCACAGGUAAACCAUGCUUUAAACCUUCACAGGUAAACCAUGCUUUAACACCUUCACAGGUAAACCAUGCUUUACACCUUCACAGGUAAACCAUGCUUUACACCUUCACAGGUAAACCAUGCUUUACACCUUCACAGGUAAACCAUGCUUUACACCUUCACAGGUUAACCAUGCUUUACACCUUCACAGGUAAACCAUGCUUUAACGCCUUCACAGGUAAACCAUGCUUUAACGCCUUCACAGGUAAACCAUGCUUUAAACCUUCACAGGUAAACCAUGCUUUAACACCUUCACAGGUAAACCACGCUUUACACCUUCACAGGUAAACCAUGCUUUACACCUUCACAGGUAAACCAUGCUUUACACCUUCACAGGUAAACCAUGCUUUACACCUUCACAGGUAAACCAUGCUUUAACGCCUUCACAGGUAAACCAUGCUUUACACCUUCACAGGUAAACCAUGCUUUAAACCUUCACAGGUAAACCAUGCUUUAGCUCCUUCACAGGUAAACCAUGCUUUACACCUUCACAGGUAAACCAUGCUUUAGCUCCUCCACAGGUAAACCAUGCUUUACACCUUCACAGGUAAACCAUGCUUUAGCGCCUUCACAGGUAAACCAUGCUUUACACCUUCACAGGUAAACCAUGCUUUACACCUUCACAGGUAAACCAUGCUUUAACGCCUUCACAGGUAAACCAUGCUUUACACCUUCACAGGUAAACCAUGCUUUACACCUUCACAGGUAAACCAUGCUUUAGCUCCUUCACAGGUAAACCAUGCUUUAGCGCCUUCACAGGUAAACCAUGCUUUAGCUCCUUCACAGGUAAACCAUGCUUUACACCUUCACAGGUAAACCAUGCUUUACACCUUCACAGGUAAACCAUGCUUUAACGCCUUCACAGGUAAACCAUGCUUUAACGCCUUCACAGGUAAACCAUGCUUUAAACCUUCACAGGUAAACCAUGCUUUAACACCUUCACAGGUAAACCAUGCUUUACACCUUCACAGGUAAACCAUGCUUUACACCUUCACAGGUAAACCAUGCUUUACACCUUCACAGGUAAACCAUGCUUUACACCUUCACAGGUAAACCAUGCUUUACACCUUCACAGGUAAACCAUGCUUUAACGCCUUCACAGGUAAACCAUGCUUUAACGCCUUCACAGGUAAACCAUGCUUUAAACCUUCACAGGUAAACCAUGCUUUAACACCUUCACAGGUAAACCAUGCUUUACACCUUCACAGGUAAACCAUGCUUUACACCUUCACAGGUAAACCAUGCUUUACACCUUCACAGGUAAACCAUGCUUUACACCUUCACAGGUAAACCAUGCUUUAACGCCUUCACAGGUAAACCAUGCUUUACACCUUCACAGGUAAACCAUGCUUUAAACCUUCACAGGUAAACCAUGCUUUAGCUCCUUCACAGGUAAACCAUGCUUUACACCUUCACAGGUAAACCAUGCUUUAGCUCCUUCACAGGUAAACCAUGCUUUACACCUUCACAGGUAAACCAUGCUUUAGCGCCUUCACAGGUAAACCAUGCUUUACACCUUCACAGGUAAACCAUGCUUUACACCUUCACAGGUAAACCAUGCUUUAACGCCUUCACAGGUAAACCAUGCUUUACACCUUCACAGGUAAACCAUGCUUUACACCUUCACAGGUAAACCAUGCUUUAGCUCCUUCACAGGUAAACCAUGCUGCAUCACAGAUCAAAGUGCAAUGGCUCUAUUUUCUGUGCUUGAUGCGAGAGAAUGAAUCUGUUGCUUUUUAAAUGUAUUGACUAGUAAGAUCUCAUGUGUUUGGAAUUUUGGAUGGGGUUUGUGUUGUGUUUAAUGUGUUUCUCUGGGGCAGACGUCCCAUUCAGGGGGUUGUUAUAAUGUCUCUGGGGCAGAUGUCCCAUUCAGGGGGUUGUUAUAAUGUCUCUGGGGCAGAUGUCCCAUUCAGGGGGUUGUUAUAAUGUCUCUGUUUCUCAGACGUCCCAUUCAGGGGGUUGUUAUAAUGUCUCUGGGGCAGAUGUCCCAUCCAGGGGGUUGUUAUAAUGUCUCUGGGGCAGAUGUCCCAUCCAGGGGGUUGUUAUAAUGUCUCUGGGGCAGAUGUCCCAUUCAGGGGGUUGUUAUAAUGUCUCUGGGGCAGAUGUCCCAUUCAGGGGGUUGUUAUAAUGUCUCUGGGGCAGAUGUCCCAUCCAGGGGGUUGUUAUAAUGUCUCUGGGGCAGAUGUCCCAUCCAGGGGGUUGUUAUAAUGUCUCUGGGGCAGAUGUCCCAUUCAGGGGGUUGUUAUAAUGUCUCUGGUGCAGAUGUCCCAUCCAGGGGGUUGUUAUAAUGUCUCUGGGGCAGAUGUCCCAUCCAGGGGGUUGUUAUAAUGUCUCUGGGGCAGAUGUCCCAUCCAGGGGGUUGUUAUAAUGUCUCUCUGUCUCAGACGUCACCUUCAGGUUGGAGGAUGGAACCAUCAAUGCUCACAGACCUCUGCUCAUCUCCUCCUGUGAUUGGAUGGCUGCUGUGUUUGGUGGAUCCUUCAUGGAGAGCGCUAACAACGAG
This is a messenger RNA of Coregonus sp. 'balchen', 4311 nucleotides long. Lineage: Eukaryota; Metazoa; Chordata; Actinopteri; Salmoniformes; Salmonidae. The record is from the annotation of a GenBank genome assembly.